UGAAAACUAGCUUGAAACUCCAGAAAGCAGCCUCCCAUACUGCCCCAUAGUGGUCAUACCCUGCAUGUAUUUUGUGUGUUGGUCGAGGACAUCACGGCACCAUCCAUACUGUGGCUGGCUGUGGCAGUGUGGGCUGCUUUCACUUUCAGCCAUCAAGUACGGGGUACACAUGGCAGGUUGACGGGACACGUAGCGCUGCCGUUAAAUUAACAUACGGUUAGUCACUUGGCAACUUACCAGCAGUGUGCCAGUUCCUCGAUAAGGCCGGCAGUACUAAAGCGAUGUGUUCCGCUCUCUCGCGGCCUGUGCUGACUAGUCGACUGCUGACCGACCUCGGCACUGACAACAGUCAUUACUCUUGUAGGCCAGUCAUCAGGGUUGGGCCUGUACAAUGUGUGUGUGUGUGUGUGUGUGUGUGCGUGCGUGUGUGUGUGUGUGCGUGUGUGUGUGUGAGAGAGAGAGGUGCGCGUGUGUGUGUGACUGCGAGAUGUUGUCCAUGGCAUGUACCGGUGUACCCACACUGAAUGUCCUGAUGCCAUGGGGGAUGAGCGUGAUUCAAAUUAUUUAAUGUGUACAUGGCUGUACUGUGCAACGCUGUGGAGUACAUGUAGAUGCUGUGAGUAUGAUUAUGGUGGUGAAGGCAAUGGCCGUCCGAAGUACAAUCGAUAUACGUCUACUGUGAGACUGAUAUUACAGUUCAGAUGAACGUAACCGUUGCCCACCCCGAUGGUCUGCCCAUCGCUACACAAAUCCCAAGACAUGUACACUUGCAUUCGUGUACGUGUACUCAGUUCCAUUCUUCAAAUUUAUUCUGCUCAAUGUAGCACGCCUAUGCCUAUGCCUAUGCCUAUGCCUAUGCCUAUGCCUAUGCCUAUGCCUAUGCCUAUGCCUAUGCCUAUGCCUAUGCCUAUGAACGGUGCGUACAUCUACAGUACUGGCAAGUGAAAUCCGACCCCCUGAGCGGUGGGUUCACAUUCUAGAAGUCUCUGUCAUGUAGUUUCACCAUCCCGCGUUGGGUCUUUGCAAUGUGAGCGCACUGCUCAGGGGUCGGAUUUCAGUUUCCAGCACUGUACGUCCAUGGCAAGUAGAGUGUACUCCCAGUUUAACUAUCCAGUAGAACGCAUCCGUUGCGUGUCCAUGUUCGUAGUUAAAUUAAACGCAACCACAUGUGCAUUAUAGUCUACAUCACAAUAGUCAUUGUAUUACCUACACUACAGAAUGUAGUACUGGGUAGCAUGUUUGUACACGCAUGUCUGUGUGGUCGGUACAUGUACAUGUACUUCGAGUACACGUAAGUUACAUCCUACAGAUGUACUUGUGUGUCUGUGUGGCUGUAUUUCUGUAGUCCUACUUACUACCCCAUGCCCUGAUGUUCGUCACCUACCAACGCAUCAUACUCGUACCGGCCUCCUGAGCAAGCCUACACCUAUAUGUACAUAUUCAUCAUCAUACUACAGACUCAGCACGACAGCUGUGUAGCUUGUGAAGUCCUGAGUGGCUACUAGCAUUCAGGUCUUCAAGGUCUUUUUCUUCAUUUCUUGUAAGUGCCAGUGUAACACGACACGUCUUUAACUAAGGUGGCGUUCAGCCUCUCUCCAAUCCUUGUCAUUGAGUCGUGGAGCCACAUUGAUGACAGGCUAGCUAGAGACCAGAACAAGACAAGAGUUGAGUGUAAUGUGAUACAAUGUCAUGUGUCUGUAACUUUGUAAGGAAGAUUGCACGACUAAGUGCUGCAGACGCUUGCAGUAACACAUGAUCUGCUGGAAAGGAGAGUGCACUGAGAUGCUUGUUUGACUUCUGACUGUCGGGCUUGUCGGCGCUGACGGCGUGAGAGGCGAUUGCUCUACGCUCCCGACGUCGACAUACGCCGAGCGUCUUCACAAGCAACACGCUCUCUGGCCACUACAUACACGUAGACGUGCAACACGUCUUCAGGGCGAGACCAGGCGAGAGACGGCGCUCAUCGGCCACGGAGCUUCCCUUGUGGACGCCUCUCUUCCCGCGCUGUUGGUGGUGUCUGUGGCGUUUAAGGCCCGCAGGAAGCGCCGCGCGUUGCUGCCAUUUGAUCGUGAGGUGGAAGGGUGGAGAGGCGACAUUGGAGAAGGAAGCAGUAUCUGGGAGGAAAGUGGCGUUAGUGGAUUUCCGCAGGCUGCAUUAUCUAGUGCGCCAGGGGUCUAAAGCAGCUACAGAACGCUGAUCAGGACAUAGCGGCCGGCAGUGGAGCGGCGACGGGGUCGACAACAAGAAAGAGAAAGGGGUGAGGUGAGGAGUUCUGUCAAGGGUGUAUCGAGUUGCGACCGCUCUUUCCUCGACAGCCUCCCAACGCAUGAUCGUGUAACGGCGAAUGGAUCCUGACCGCACUGUUUAUGGCCAGCUAAUAUCACCAGAAGCAGUGGUAGCGGAGCAGUCGGGUAGUAUGGCACACUCACUUACAACAAAAGAUGAUCUGUCGGCCCAAGCAGCACUCUCAUCUCGCGGUGCGACGCCACAGCGCACGGAGCUGGUCACCUCCGCAGUCGUCACUCAAGCAAGUCUUCAUCCGGCCCAGCAGGCGGCACAGCGACACGCAACUGCCUCUGCUGGCUGUGUGGUAUCUGCAGUUGGAAGCGCAGCAGUGCAAGCUUCAUCGGCAAUCUCUACGACCGCCAUCGGUGACAGGAGCUGUCCUGCCGUAGUUCUAACUGACGAGCAGCGCAAAGAGGCUGUUCGCCUGCAGAAAUUGGAGCAACAACUCCGAGACGCUCACGACCUCAUCGCCCUUUUGCGGCAACAACAGGAGCAACAACAGAAAGCGUCAGAACCCGAUGAUACAGCGCAGGUGUCAACAGAAGCAUCUGCUCAGGAGCGAUUGGUGACUCUUGUCGAAGCGCAGCAAGCACUUGGACGACACCGUGAAAGAAUCCCUCAAGAGGGUACUCGAGCAGGCGAUUCAUCAUCUCCACUUCCAGCGAGAUCUGCAGAUUCACCUGAACUUGCGAAUCGAAACACUCCGUCACCCUCCGGUGGUCCACCACCACCACCAGUAGCCAGAAAACCAGCAAACUUCAAGCUCAAGAAGCCCGGCCAGGCAUCCGAAGACGGAGCCAGUACUCUAGCUACAUCGCCGUCAGCAACUGUUGUCACGCCGACAUCACCAGGCCGUCGUGACCAUCUAGGCAGGAAGCUGAGCUUGACCGACCGACCGCAGUCACCUGCAGGUAAUCGUCCCCUGCCCCCGCCGCGUCGUGGCUCGGUCCUCACGCCCAUGCAAGAACUGAGCAGUGCCAGUGCCAGUGGUGGUGGCAACAGCAGCAGUGCCAGUCCUACCAGUACUCAGCUGCAGCGUGUGGCUUUGUCCACACCCAACCUACAGACACUGGACAAGCCUCAAUCACACGCACCAUCUCUGCAAUCGCCAUCCGCCACUGACACAGCUGUGGACGUGUUUGCGGAGAACGACGUUUUCCCUGCACCCGAUCACAAUCAAUCAGCCAAAUCAAGAGUCAGCCAGGAAUUCAGCGCCAGCACGGUGUUGACGGUGACGGUCGACGAUCCCGGUGUCGCUCGCGUUCGCACACCAUCCAGGAGUUCAACAUCCAGUGCAGAGCGAGCUACCGAGCGCUACUCGGGAGCAAUGGAGCUGGCAGAGCUAGAGCUACUGUGUGAUGACACUGUGAAAUCCGGUCGCAAAACACCGCCCUGCGACAACAUGCCGGCGGAGCAGGAUGGUGCACCAGUGGAAGAAACUCGCAGUGCAGCUACGCCGCCUCCAGUGGCACCACGCGUACGCUCAUCUCAGCCCACAGCUGAGCCCAACGGUGCCGUGGCAACGAGCUCACUGCCCGCGUCUUCAAGCUCGCAUCCCAGCACACCGCGAUCACCUGGCAUGAGACCGCAGCUGAGCUCACAUGCAUCGGUACCGGUACUACAGUCACCGCUUGUCAGGAACUCAUCCCAGCUUCUCAGGCAGAAUGCGAUAGCUAGAUCUGAUAGAGAUCUCCCCGCUGCUAUUGGCUCACUCUCGGCAACCAACUCCAAUGUGCACGCCUGUUUCCGAGCCAGCAGCCCUGCCAGCUCCAUAGAGUCAGCGCUCAGGCUAGCCGCUGAGGAUGGCAAGCUGGCGUGCGUGAAGUUGUUGCUCUCGCAAGGCGCAGACUGUAAUGCUGUCAGCACAGGCAACUCCUCUGCACUGCAUCUGGCCUCUGCUAACGGCCAUAAGGUAUGUGUGCAGGAGCUAUUGAGUCACGGUGCGCAGCCAUGGAUGCUUGACACCCAGGGUCUCAGUGCUGUGCAGCUAUCGGCUAAGAAUGGACAUGCACCGUGUGUGGAAACCAUACUACAGAACACUGCAGACACAGCUGAGAGACAGCAGGCCUUGAAGAAAGCAUUGCUACUCGCGUGUCUGGGAAGUCAUAAGCGUUGUAUUGAGAUUCUGCAACGUGUAGUGAACGGCGACACUAGUCUGGAGAAGCUGAGACAUUCCAAGACAACAGAGACAGAUUCUGCCAGUGACCUGACAUUAGCACAGAAAUCCACCGUCAUUGUCUCGCCAAGUAGCACAGACUCUGCACUGGGAGCUGAAGAUUACAGUACUGGCAUAUCGCCAGCUCAUGAUCGGCGUCAAGAGAGCAUAGAUGAGUGUGCGUGCGAGCUAGACGUCGUCUUACAAUUUCCCUAUCUCAACAGUGGACAGGGAUAUGGUGUGCAAGGAGACACAAGCAUCAAUCUUGGAACGGUCACAAUCACCAGAAGAACAAGCUGGUCUAGGCUGGAGACGGAUGUGUGGAAGACACUUGAUAGGCACUUGUCAGCUAUAUGCAAGUCUGUUUCGCAACCUCUGCCCACGGAAUGUCUGCAGCAUCGAGCCAUACCACCAGCCAGCCACCUAGCCGUUGGUACACAUGACCCGGUGGUGAAAACUGCCACACUAAAGUCCAUAACAUCAUGGAGUAGUUCAAUCACGGCUAACAGCGCUGGAAGCUGUUGUAACACCAGCAGUGGCAGUAAUGUUGUACUACCGACAGCUGGCCAGCUGAAGGCAUCGACUGUGUAUGCCAGCGACAUUGGCCUAGGCGUGGACUCAGUCAGAAUGUACUCAGCUGGACAGGAUAAGAAGUGGAGACCGGAUGCCCAGACUCUACCCAGUGAUGAAGGAAUCAACGAUGCCGCGGGCACAUCACCAUACCAGCUCUUUGGAGAGGAGAAGAGCAUCACUGUGUCCCUAAAGGGCAUCGGUGAAGGUCGUCUUGAUCAGCUCAGCUACCAGACACUAAUACCAAUGAACACCCUCCGGUCCUAUCUUGACAAGUUUCGUCUACAAGGCAAGGUACUGUUCAGUGGCCCGCCUGCAUGCGGCAAAUCCGAGAUUGCCACAAGCCUUGCCCGGUGCCUUUUGAGUGCACUGAAGGCAGAAAAGGUGAAGGUGGACAUGCUGGGUUGCUCUUUGCGAGGACAGCACGGUGAACAGGAUAGGAUACUAAAAAUGCUGCACAGAACAGGUAUGCUGGUUGAGGAAGACUACGAGACAUGUGGUGAUCGCUCCGCCACUUCAAGUUCACGGCAAUCACCGCCGCCUCGUCACUGCAUACUGGUUGUCGAGAGCAGCUCAGCACAGUCCAUACAGAAUGGUUUGGGCGAACUGCUCAGCUGUCUCCACGGCGAUCAGACUCUGUGGCUGAACGAGGGCGCACUGCCAGGCGGUCUGUACCGCCUUGUCGGGGUGUUGCACCUCAUGGUUACCUUGGAUACGACUGGCCCUAUCGGUCUGGACCCACGCAGCUGGCACCGGUUUUUCCACAUCCGAUGGCGCUGGGACGUUGAGCCGCUCGGCGGGCAGCUUCAGCGGCAUCUACAGCGCCAACUUGUCAUUGCCAGAGCAGCCGAUGUUCACGCACACACCUGCAGCAGUGAUGUAGCAAUGAUAACCGGAUCAGGAGCAGAGCUGCCGUCUGGUCAAGAACAGUGCAUUGCCUGGAUCAAUGAUGUAUGGCAGAGGAUCAACAAGCUAUUCACUUUCCUUGGCUAUAGUCAGCUAGUGCUAGGACCAAACGUCUUCUUUUCCUGCCCGAUUCAGUCAUCCGACCCGGCAGCAGUAGCAAGUUGGCUGGCAGAGUUGUGGAACAAUCAACUAGCACCAUGCAUUGAAGAAGCCGGUGGUAGCCAUGACCAGCCAAGCCCUAGUCGUCAGCGUUGUCAGCUAACAAGUGUCAAACUGCUGCUUGUCACUAUUCGCCUAGCUCUUCUUCCAACCUGUCCAUUGCAGGGCAACGAUCUAGCCCAGUGGCUGGAGUCACUGCACUGCGGCAUGGACAAUGAUGAGAUCAAUGAAAUGGUGCAUGAGAUCCGUGAUAAUGUCAUUUCUACGUCAUCCGAUGCACUCUCGGUGGAGUUUGAUGAAGAUAUGACUGCACCUAGUACCCCUCAGGGUAGGUCCAUGCUACCUGCUCAGCAGCACUCGUCCAGGACACAGAGGGAGCUGCACUCCACAGUGCGCGAGGUCCAGGCAGACACCAUCAGCGAGGACAUAGAGCUGGCCAAGAUCGAGGCGAACCGCGAACAGGGAACACCGACCAAGGACAACAACCGACCACUCACGCCCAGCAUCUUCAAGCGGUUUCAAACGCUAAGGAACUCAGCACGCCUAAGCAAGCGGAAUAGUGUGGCACCAGAGACACCGACACUGCAGAGACCCGUCAAGGCGAAAUCAGAGGACAAGGAAUUCUUCGCCAUGAUCACGAAGAUGCAAGGCGAUCGCAUCGAUGACCAGAGAGUGACAGCACCGGCAUGCAUGUUUAUGCAGAAGCCACGACAUGAGCUAGACCUAGCCGUGGGCAGCAGCACUUCAACUAAGAAGACAUCCGGUAGCACUGGCAGCAGCAGCAAAGCUGCUAAGAAAUCAAACAAGAAAAGUGCCGCCAACCGACAGAACAACUUUGAGAAUAUUUUCACCCUCGGCCGUCAUGGCAGCAAGGAUCGCAAGCAGAAUGACUAUGAGAAUAUUUUGGAACACGGUCGGCAAAUCCAGGAACCGGCAAGUCGCUCGGCAAGUGCUGACUUUCUCAAUACGGCCGACAGCGAGGACAACGUAUUCUGUUCCUCCACAUCCGCCUCACCCGACAUGACGGCUUUACACCUACCACACGGCAGCAAUGCCGUCGGACCGGCAGCUGCAGGUAGAGGUGGCUCGUUGAGAAGUAGCUACGUACGUCGGCGCAGCAUGAGCGAGCUGAUGAAGCUUGGAAGUAACAAAGCUUCCGAUGUGGAUAAGGCUGAGAGCUCCAGUCAACACAAAGCGCUGGGCAAGAUGAAGUCCACGCAGAGUGUUGGUCGCAGCAGUGGAGGGUCUGCUGGAGAGAAACGUCACCACCGCAGCGCUAGCAAUGUAUUCAGCCUCUCCACUACCGGGUCAACGACAAGAGAAGAGGGAAUCGGGCUGCCAAAGAGAGUUAUCACUCGACAAUCGCCACGGAAAACGCUGUCGGCGAAUGCCAUCAAACCGGUCGAACCUACCCCAGGCCAAAUUACAUAUAUGUAAACCUCGUUGUUGAAACACUAGAAACACUCACGUGCAGAGAGAUUCCUAAAUACAGAACUUGUGUUUUCCUUGUGUCGCCUUAACUCUGCAUUCGACUUUCUGAUUUGAAAUCGAUUUCCGCUAGCACCACCUUGAGUUGUAUUGCGCUAAUGUUGUCACAUGUUUUUUUAAUUUGUCUAAGAACUGCAGGGUUCCCACUAGUUCCGAUUUUUGUAAACGCUGAAAAACUGACUGCAAAGCUUCUUCAUUGUUUUCCUUGGAUUGUUCACAAAAGUGCCUGUAUCUGUGUUUUUUUCCUGACCCUUGAAAUCCUAAGAAAUUAAUAUGCUUUUGCUUCUAAAGGGACGCUACAGAUGUCUGCCAAUGGGAAAGUUGUAGUGUUGUAUGAAACUGGUUGAUUACUUUAAUUUUUUCAAGUUCCUCGGCAUACAGUCAGGCAUACAUUUGUUGGCUUUA
This is a messenger RNA of Sycon ciliatum, 7969 nucleotides long. Its product is annotated as cortactin-binding protein 2-like. NCBI's taxonomy places the organism in Eukaryota, Metazoa, Porifera, Calcarea, Leucosolenida, Sycettidae. Bases 2345 to 7513 code for a protein of 1722 amino acids. The record is from RefSeq and is a predicted model, not a curated record. Gene Ontology annotation, cellular component: nucleus; cytoplasm. Gene Ontology annotation, molecular function: GTPase regulator activity; protein binding. The transcript has 25 exons.